CGCGUGCGCGUGCAGGGCCUCCUGCCGCUGUUCCUCCGGGCGGUCGCGAGGCUGGCGGCCUGCGUGGCGACGCGGCCGGUGACGGCGACGGCGGCCACGGUGCUGUACCACGCCGGGGCGCUGCCGAGGGACCCCGCGCUGGAGCGGCUGGUCUGCGACGACUUGCUCGACGGCGGCGGCGACGACUGCAUCCUGCAUUUCGUCGUCGGUGUCAUGAGGUCCGUGGGCUAGCCCCCUGCUGCACCUGCAGUCCUGUACUCCUGUGCACGGCCUGAGUCCAAGCCACCUACCCACUGCUGACUUGAUUUGGCGUUUUCUUUUGACAAACAAAUGAGAUGAUAGAGGAGUUUGGCAAGCGUUGGUCAGUUGUUUUGACUCGAAACAACAGUGGAUUAAAGAAAAGCAUGGAAAUCUGUCCUACUUUUUA
Molecule: messenger RNA, 427 nt
Organism: Panicum virgatum (switchgrass)
Lineage: Eukaryota; Viridiplantae; Streptophyta; Magnoliopsida; Poales; Poaceae
Exons: 1
Source: RefSeq, a predicted model, not a curated record